Molecule: messenger RNA, 985 nt
Organism: Cotesia glomerata
Lineage: Eukaryota; Metazoa; Arthropoda; Insecta; Hymenoptera; Braconidae
Gene: SmB
Product: small nuclear ribonucleoprotein-associated protein B
Exons: 3
Coding region: 160-816 (218 amino acids)
Biological process (GO): mRNA splicing, via spliceosome
Cellular component (GO): U5 snRNP; cytoplasm; U2-type prespliceosome
Molecular function (GO): RNA binding
Source: RefSeq, a predicted model, not a curated record
AGUGACAUCUGUGAAAAUAUAUUUUUCUGAAACUAACCUAAAGAGAGUCGUCGAACGUUUUUAGGCGUUUGUACGCCGGUGAGAAAUUCAGGCAAUUUAAUUACUAUUUUUAUAAUUAUAAAUAAUUAUAUCCACUAAAGAAAAUAAAAAUCCGUCAAAAUGACUAUCGGAAAAAAUAACAAGAUGUUGCAACACAUCAACUACCGGGUGAGAAUAAUUCUCCAAGACAGUAGGACCUUCAUCGGGACAUUCAAAGCCUUCGAUAAGCACAUGAACCUGAUCCUCGGGGACUGCGAGGAGUUUUGCAAAAUAAAGCCGAAAAACACCAAGCAGCCCGAGCGAGAGAAAAAGCGUGUCCUAGGUUUCGUUUUACUCCGCGGAGAAAACAUUGUUUCUUUGACAGUAGAAGGACCUCCGCCUCCAGAAGAGGGUCUUCCUCGAGUACCGAUUCCCGGUGCAGCUCCAGGUCCAGGAAUGGGCCGCGCAGUCGGUCGUGGCAUGCCCGCAAACGUUGCCGGAGUACCUGCUGGGCUCCAAGGACCCGUUCGCGGUGUUGGUGGACCUUCUCAGCAAAUAAUGACGCCAGCAGGCCGCGGGCAAGUUUCUGCUCCGCCACAGAUGCACCCUGGAGCUCCACCCAGGAUGCCUGUCAGUGGACCUCCUCCUGGUAUGAUGGGACCACCUCCAGGAAUGAUGGGUAUGCCACCAGGAAUGCCUCCAGGUAUGGGUCGUGGUGGACCACCAAUUGGACCACCAGGAAUGCGAGGACCUCCUCCGGGAAUGAUGCGUGGCGGGCCACCCCCACGUCCUUACUAAAUGUAAUUCCACUUCAACUUAUAUUUUAACCUUAUGGUUCUUUACACAAUUUUUAAAUUAAUAUUAAUCCACAUACAAAUUGAUGUUUCAGUAUGCAUCAAUAAUUUGUAAUACCAAUCAAUUGUAAUAAUAAGACAGUAAUUAAAUAUAAAUACUUCUUUAUUUCUUU